Messenger RNA from Paramecium octaurelia, 645 nucleotides. The record is from the annotation of a GenBank genome assembly. NCBI's taxonomy places the organism in Eukaryota, Ciliophora, Oligohymenophorea, Peniculida, Parameciidae.
AUGUAAUAUCAAUUUGAUCAUAGAAUUAUCUAAUUUGUUUAAGGCGGUAAAAUGUUCUAAAUUAAGAUUGUAAAUUAAUUACUUUAAAACACAUUUUUUCUUAAAAUGGAAUAUAUUCCAGAAGACGAUGAAGUGCUCUAAAUCCCAAUUAAAAAGAAACCAAAAAUAUAAGAACCACACAAUGCUAAUUUAAACUCAAAACAAUAAAAUUGCUCAUAAUAAGCGAAUAACAAGUCUAAUCAAAAAAGAAUAGAUCUAAAAAUAUAAGCAUCUUUGUUAGAUUCACUUAAAUUUACUGAGAACAUUCAACCUGAUAUUCCAGAAUCAAGUUUGAAGGUUGAUUUUACUGAAUGGGAGCAUUAGAAUUUUGUAUUUAAAUUGAGACAAUAAUCUCAAAAUUCAAAAGUUGAAUAUGACGAUAAAAUCAUUCAAUAUUUUAGUGACUUUAAUUAAAAGUGGAAUAUCUAUCCUUAUAAGCAUUUUGUAGAUUUAAAACCUGAAACAGAUUAUGUUAUUAUGAAAUAACCAUUGUGUGAAUCCAAAAAAGUAAACAAAAAAUAUAAGAGGCAGAAAUAAAUAAAAGUGAUUCCUUUGAAAUAGAGUGAUAGAAUGACAGCUAUAAAAAUUAAACUUGAGCUUAAAUGA